Leguminivora glycinivorella is the source of this 1866-nucleotide messenger RNA. RefSeq lists its product as uncharacterized. Lineage: Eukaryota; Metazoa; Arthropoda; Insecta; Lepidoptera; Tortricidae. The coding region runs from base 349 to 1548 and encodes 399 amino acids. The transcript has 2 exons. The record is from RefSeq and is a predicted model, not a curated record. Gene Ontology annotation, molecular function: protein binding.
ACCUAUAUUAUUUACUCGUCUAGUCAGCACAUUUCAGUCGCAUUUUGUUGUUUGCGUAAGACGCACUGCGCAGAUGCGGUGGUACUGUAAAGUCGCUUUGCGCGCGCGCAACUUUCGCGGUUUUUUUGUUAAUACUUAGGUACUACAUAUUAUAUUUACUUCGUUAACUGUACGAAGGGGUUUCUUGAGUGAGUAAAUAAGUAAAAGCUUAAAGAUCUGUUUCAGUUUAUCAUUAUCAAUCACGAAACUAACUGGAAAUAAAAUCAAGAAAAAUUAAAUAAAAUGGAUCGAGCGUUAUGUCGACUUAAUUAAUACGAAUUGAACGCUCUUCGCAAGUUUUCAUAAACCAUGGAAGAUACAGACGCGGUCACUAUAUUAGACGUCCUUGGCGUGGAUCUGUGCGCGCGCGCACUCUUUGCCUACCUGCCUGUCAUCGAACUCGUGCGCACCGAGCGCGUCUGUCGCCAAUGGCAACGCGCCGUGCAAAUCUUCCUACACUCUUACCAUAACGAUAUCUUAUACAAUGUUUACCACUUUUAUUUAAAAUCUUUCCGUGAUGGCGCAAACUAUGGUAACCGAAAAGUAGAUCAGUAUUUUGCACAUAAAAGCUUGUUUACAGCGUGCAAAACUCUUGAAAAAUUUGCAGGAAAAAUAAGUGAUGAUGUUUUCAAAAAUGUUUCAUCGAAAUGUCCUUACUUGCAACAUUUAAUUGCGCUUAGUGAAGGGUUUAAUUGCAAGAAAUUGAGGAUAUCUGAAUUAAUUAAACAUAAAAGGAAAAAUGCCUGUAGUAAACCUAAUUUGCACUUAACUAGUGAUAUAUUGAAACAUAUUAAGUCGAAAAAUUUGACGUUGAAUAUUCUAAGCACUGCGAUGAAUAGUUUACGAAAUAUAACGACUUUAGAACUUGAUGAUCAUAAUGUGUUCACACUUGAUUAUAUGCAUUUAAUGCUAAACGCAAUGCCGGAACUAGAAACAUUGUAUUUUUGUAACUACUCUUGUAAAUACAGUUCAAUUUUGUAUAACUCUCCGUGUAUAGUUUCAACUGAUGAGUUAAUUUCGUCUAUUAGUCAACUUGUUCAUUUGAAGUGUCUUUAUCUGCGUAAUAAUACAAUUGUGAACGAUACUUUGUUAGAGGAACUAGCGCAGAAAUGUAAGGAGCUAGAGUAUUUAGAUAUUAGCUAUGACAACAUAUAUAAAAAUUGGCCUAAGAAAUACAGUGCGCGCGGCGUGGCAGCGCUUUGUCGCAGACCUUUCUCUGUCACGACACUUUGCUUAGGCUAUGUUCAAAACUUCACUAGUAUAUCUUUAGUAAUGUAUUUCAGGGAUUUACCUAUUGUUCAUGAGCUGGAAAAACUGGGGUGCUAUGUACUAACUCCACAGUGGCUAGAUACCACUCUCUCUUCGCAAACUGUGCAUCCACUUGAAGUAAUAGUUGGUUCGAAAGGGUUAAACUCGUGUGUGUCGGAGAAAUCAGAUGAGUUGUACAAUCUUAAAAUUGUGUUAAAUACUGAUGUGCACACUGAGAGGGAAUUUGUUGGUAAGAGCUAGUUUAAAAUUACCUACAUGAUUAUAAAUAGGAUUCCUUGUACGGACGUGAGUCCGUUUUCACAUUAUCCGAUCCGAUAUCGGAUGUCGGAAGGAUUUUAAUAGAAAAAAUCGAAGAUGGCGCCUAUAAUGUAUGGAAUAUCGGUCCUACAUCCGAUAUCGGAUCGGAUAAUGUGAAAACGCACUAAAGGCUAAGAAAAAUAUUUCGUUGUAAAAACGUAAAUAUUUUGUCGUCUCUUUGCGUUCUACAAUUUCUACAGUAUGUUUUUUGGCUAAUGUUUGUAAUUUUUCAUUUUAUAAGCGAAUAAAUCAUUUAUCGAA